Messenger RNA from Juglans microcarpa x Juglans regia, 2141 nucleotides. RefSeq names its product CRS2-associated factor 2, chloroplastic. Lineage: Eukaryota; Viridiplantae; Streptophyta; Magnoliopsida; Fagales; Juglandaceae. The record is from RefSeq and is a predicted model, not a curated record. Gene Ontology annotation, biological process: Group II intron splicing. The transcript has 6 exons. The coding region runs from base 134 to 1837 and encodes 567 amino acids. Gene Ontology annotation, molecular function: RNA binding.
AAAAAGCCCAGUCAGAAAUAUCUGCCGUGUCGUCCUCGGUAGCCAUCUCCCUUCCUCCCUCCCUUAUCCGUAGUUGUACACUGUACAGAUAUAUGCAGAGAAGCAUCUUUCUUUCCGAGAGCUUUUAUUGUCGAUGGCAAUUAUUACAGCGUCGUCACUGCCAGGCCUCAACCUCUUCUCCUCUCUCCCUUCGACACCACCCCCAAAUGACCCCUCUAUCCCGACCUCCUCAAAGCCUCCUCCCUCCCCGCCUAUCCCUAUACCCAAAUACCCUCCUCCUACUCCUCUCAAAAACUCCACCAAACCCCCUACCAACCCCGCCCUCAAAACCCUCCACCGCCGCACCAAAUACUUCAAGCCCGUCAAGGAAGGUGUCAUUGCCUCCGACGGUGACCGCUCCGUCAUUGUCGGCGAUUCCGGUGUCUCCUAUCUCCUCCCCGGAGCCCCCUUCGAGUUCCAGUACAGUUACUCCGAGACCCCCAAGGUCAAGCCCCUGGCCAUCCGCGAGCCCGCCUUCCUGCCCUUCGCCCCGCCGACUAUGCCGAGGCCCUGGACUGGGAAAGCCCCAUUGAAGAAGAAGAAGGAUAAAAAGGUUCGGCUCUUCGACUCGUUCAACCCUCCGCCACCGGGGAAGAUGGGAGCUAAGCAAAUGGAAAUGCCGGGCCCGCUUCCGUUGGGAAAGUAUCCGAAGGAUGGGAAAACGAGGGAGGAAAUACUUGGAGAGCCUCUGAAGAAGUGGGAGAUCAAAAUGUUGAUUCAACCCCACUUGAAAAAUAACCGCCAGGUCAAUCUUGGAAGGGACGGGUUGACGCAUAACAUGUUGGAGCUGAUACAUUCACAUUGGAGGGGGCGGCGCGUUUGUAAAGUUCGUUGUAAAGGAGUUCCCACUGUAGAUAUGAAUAACGUUUGCCGUCAUCUCGAGGAAAAAACUGGGGGAAAAAUCAUUCAUCGUGUUGGUGGUGUAGUUUAUCUUUUCCGUGGCAGAAACUACAAUUAUCGCACUCGUCCACAGUACCCAGUGAUGCUCUGGAAACCAGCUACUCCAGUCUACCCAAAACUUAUCCAAGAAGCUCCAGAAGGACUUACAAAAGCUGAAGCUGAUGAAUUUCGAGAGCAGGGAGAGAAACUUUUGCCAAUAUGUAAAUUAGCAAAAAAUGGAGUAUAUAUCACCCUGGUGAAAGAUGUUAGGAAUGCUUUUGAAGGAAGUCCAUUAGUGAAAAUUGACUGCAAAGGGAUGCACGCAAGUGAUUACAAGAAGUUAGGUGCUAAGCUUAAGGAAUUGGUUCCUUGUGUGUUAUUAUCAUUUGACAAUGAACAAAUACUAAUGUGGAGGGGACGAGAUUGGAAAGCAAUGUACCAAGAUGCUCCUUUAGCCUCAAUGCCCUCUGAAUGUGGGAUUGCAGAUGAUAUCAAUUCUUCAGGCAAAGAUGAUGAUUGUAUUGAUGCUGAUGCCAAAACAGUGAGCACUAGCCCUAAAAUGAUGGCGUUGUGGAAGAAUGCAAUAGAGUCCAGCAAAGCUUUAUUGCUGGAUGAAACUAAUCUUGUUCCUGAUGCUCUUUUGAAGAAGGUGGAGGAAUUUGAGGGUAUUUCACAGGCCACAGAGCACUCCUAUCCAGCAUUAAUCUUUUCGAGCAAAGGUGGAAGAAGCAGCUCAGUAGCAGAAUCUGAAGAUGAUCCUCAAAGUGACGUUUAUACUGAAGAUGACAUCUACAGUGAUAGUGAUGACGACGACGAUUACGUAGAUUAUGAUAGUGAUUCAUUUGAAGAUGUGGACUCAUCAGUCCCGCUGGGUUCCUUACCUGUCGAUACGAUAGCAGAAAAGCUCAGAUGGGAAUGAAAUUGCAAAGAAGGAUCUCACAAAAGUACAAACGUGGGUUUGCGAAGUUGCUUACUUUUUACUAGAAGAAAAUGAGGAGCUUGGUAGCUUAAGAUUGGAGGGAGGAAAGGGAAGAGUAGAAAACGAAAAUAUGGGAAAUGUAUAGAUAUGUUUGACGGGACAAUCUUGUUGUCUUCAUCCGUAGCUGGAUCACAUGGGUGUUGCCUAAUCAAAUAUUUUGGGCAAUGAAGAUGGAAUUGUUGCACUUGCCCCAACUGUAUCUUUGUAGAUUAUGAAAAUCUCUAUAGCAGCAUUUCUUUUCCCA